UAUGAUCAGAGUUUCCCUAGUGCACAUCCUCCACCUGCGACUGCUGGAGUUUUGGGGCUUGGGAGAGGCAAAAUCAGCGUCUUCUCACAGCUUGUCUCCGCCGGAGUAACGAGAAACGUGGUUGGACAUUGCCUAAGCUCUAAAGGUGGAGGCUAUUUGUUCUUUGGAGACAAUCUUAUUCCUUCCACUGGUGUGGCAUGGACACCGUUAUUGUCACCAGAUAACCAUUACACGACCGGAUCAGCCGAGCUUCUUUUCAACGGGAAGGCAGCAGGUUUAAAAGGACUUAAACUCAUUUUCGAUACUGGAAGCUCAUACACUUAUUUCAACAGCAAAACAUACCAAACAUUAGUUAAGCUGAUCGAAAAUGAUCUAAAAGGUACGCCGUUGAAAGAUGCGAAAGAGGAUAAGACCUUACCAGUCUGCUGGAAAGGAGCUAAGCCUUUUAAAUCUGUUCUUGACGUCAAGACCUACUUCAAGACCUUAACAAUCAACUUUACAAACGGCAGAAAAAACACUCAGCUUCAGAUUCCACCUGAAUCUUAUCUCAUCAUUUCUAAUACUGGGAACGUCUGCUUAGGACUACUAAAUGGAAGUGAGGUUGGAUUACAAGACUCCAACGUAAUCGGAGAUAUAUCUAUGCAAGGGCUAAUGAUGAUCUACGACAACGAGAAACAACAACUAGGAUGGGUUACUGCAGAUUGCAAUAAGCUUCCUAGAUCAUAAGUCAUAACAUCACCAUUAACUUAUACUAUAUAAACUCUUUACAUAAAAAAAAUUUAGGAACCAUAAAAAAAAAAAAAAAAAAACAA
Messenger RNA from Camelina sativa (false flax), 812 nucleotides. Lineage: Eukaryota; Viridiplantae; Streptophyta; Magnoliopsida; Brassicales; Brassicaceae. The record is from RefSeq and is a predicted model, not a curated record.